GCCAGCACACGUCGGAAGUAGUAGAGACUGGCGGUGGUCUUUGGCCUCAUCCGAAAACGGAUGACGUCGAGUCGGUUAAAAUCAAGACUGGUGAGCAUCAAACCGAAGAAGGCCCAACUGCAACUUUCUCCGCCGCGGUGUCUGUUUUGGAUCAGACCUUUAACUUUACCGCGGAGCAGCUGAGUAGUGCGCCACCAACUACUACGCUAAGUAAUCUGAAGGGAGGUCGUGGAACAACAACAGCCGAGCAGAAGUUUUCGCAGAAUCAUACUGGAAUCACGGCGAGCAACCAAAAUGUCGAAAUAUCGACCGGCCUUGUUUUGCCCAAGUCCGGCGAGGAAUUGCUCUGUUUCAACGUGAUUCUGGUCUCCAACAGUAUCUACGCUGGGGUGUUGAACACCGAGUCUUUGUGGAAGAUCAGCAGGAAAGUGUCGGAAUUAUUUCAGCGGUUCCCGAUCUUGUUCCACACGGACAUAUUUCUGGAAAAGUUGUAUCACUGCCUCGCGUAUCAACUGUAAAAAUGUCUGGGUCUGGAAACUUGUGAUGCUGGGUGGCAUAUCAUGAGGAGGCCACAAUUGCUGGCUCAGCAUGACAAGUUUUUGAGCUUCUAGGUGUUGCCUAUUCUGCAUGACAAACUGCGUUUCUGCAUGACAGCAAAGUGGGGCUCUUUGGUAAUGUGCAUGACAGAUUUAAGAGUCAUGCCAGACAAGCAUGACAAACUUGCACUCUUCCAGACCCAGACAUUUUUACAUUUGAUAUCGCGUAUUUCCCCGGCCGCGGGACGUCAGUCCCGAUUUCUCCCUACAUUGUGGACUCCUUGCUCAUCGCGAAUCCGCAGUAUGGGUUGAAAAUGAACGCAAUAGUGGGGGCGGUGAACAGUAGCCGAGAAAUCGACUAUUGUGUUUUCGAGGACAAUUAUGUGGGAGGAAGUUCUUCAAGUUUGGUGAACCGAGAGGACCGACAGAGCAAAGAGGAUAUUAAGUUGGGGACCGAGCGACCAAGUGACAACAUCACGUCGACCACGGGGGAAGAGAGAACAAGUUCUCCACAAAGAACUACGGGAUCGGCAAAACUGGGUACGAAUUUGGACAAAACUGUGACGUUCCAAAAGACGAGCUCAACACUCUCUAACCCCGCUGGAGGGGGUGCCACCGGUGGAGUAGAGGACAAGCUGCAGCACGCCGCGCGAACGGUUUCGGAGGACACAUCGAUACCGCAUUCGUUGAACCUGAUCCCC
Messenger RNA from Amoebophrya sp. A120, 1237 nucleotides. NCBI's taxonomy places the organism in Eukaryota, Dinophyceae, Syndiniales, Amoebophryaceae. The record is from the annotation of a GenBank genome assembly.